AUGAUGCCAUUGACAAUCUUUAACGAUGAAAUGAUGGAUCCAUCCUCGACAUCAGCACCCUCACCGUCACCACCAUCUCUCACAACUCCCACAUCCCACCUGAAUCAAUCAACAGAUUCAACCGUGCCACGCGCGCCCCUCACUGUUCCCAAGCCUCUGCUGGUGGUCCCGCUCGCAAAUUUUACUGAUCCCAAACAAGAAGUCCUGAUUUCCCGAAUUCAGACCUUCACACCAUGGCGUAAAGCCAAAGUUUGGACACCAAGACCAGGCAGCCUCCAUAUCCCACUACAGCCCAGAUCAAAGUAUUUCCCUCCACCCAUCCCAGACAGCAAAGGACACAUCUAUGAACUAGCCAUCCUUCUCCAUCGUUUGGGUCAUUCUAAGUUCUUGGUGGCUGAUGGCUUGACCUUGCGGCAACUGGCAGGCGAUUGUCGAUAUGGUGAAGAAGAGGACCUGUCGGUGGUGCUUGUUAAUAUCAAGCCACCGCCUGAAAGGAAAAGCAUCAAAAGCUACUUUAAAUCUUUGAGUCCUCUUGUGUUGGCUGAAAGACGAGUCAUAUACAGAUCGUCUGAGGAAUGGCGUAUCACCGAUAGGGCGGAUGAGUAUGGGGAUGACGAUGCGGAUGACUCGGAUGACGAUGCGGAUGACGAUGGAGAUGAGAAUCAUGAUGAUCAGUUGCUAAUUGAUGAUUCUCCCAUAAUGUGA
Messenger RNA from Penicillium malachiteum, 705 nucleotides. RefSeq lists its product as uncharacterized. Bases 1 to 705 code for a protein of 234 amino acids. The transcript is spliced from 2 exons. The record is from RefSeq and is a predicted model, not a curated record. Lineage: Eukaryota; Fungi; Ascomycota; Eurotiomycetes; Eurotiales; Aspergillaceae.